Aspergillus calidoustus is the source of this 1754-nucleotide messenger RNA. NCBI's taxonomy places the organism in Eukaryota, Fungi, Ascomycota, Eurotiomycetes, Eurotiales, Aspergillaceae. The record is from the annotation of a GenBank genome assembly.
GCACCUCAAACUUAACCCUUCAAUCUUUCUUCAGUCGACGAUCGGCCACGUCAUGGGCUGGGGCGCAGCAUCCUAGUGCGGGGGUCCAGGCAGAGGGUCCAGGUCCAACGGCGAUCUCUUACUGGCAUAUAUUACUUACCAAAGCUUGCCAGAGCUGGGAAAUCUGGCCAUAGCACUCCUUUCGCCGACGACUUCGCGGCAAACAGCACGAUGCAGAUGAACUGGGCCUUGAUCAUAAUGGCCUUUGGCUUUAUGCGGAGUGCCAUCGCUGAUAUAUACUCCUUUCGUGCAAACAGCAAGAUCGCCUACAGUAUUGCUGUCGUAAGCUCCUCAGUGGGAUCCGAACCAACAGACCUGUUCUUUCAGAUUGUUGCACCAACGAGCUACGAGUGGGUCGCGUUGGGUCAAGGCACCGGAAUGGCAGGCGCUAAUAUCUUCGUCAUGUACUCAUCGUCUCUGAAGAACAACAUCACUCUAUCUCCGCGGUCGGGAAAGGGGCACGUCAUGCCCGAAUAUAACCCUGCUGCACGCGUCGAUCUCCUCGAUGGAACCGGGAUCAGCAAUGGGUAUAUGACAGCGAAUGUCCGAUGUGCAAGCUGUCUUGGCCUGUCACCAAGCAAUUGGAUCUGGGCUGCAAAGGAGGGCAGUCCUAUCUCGUCAUCCGACAAAGAAUUAGUUAUAUCCGAACAUGAUUUCAACGGCCGCCAGUCCAUCAACCUGGAACAAGCGACCAUCACCAAUCUGACAACGUCUAAUCCAUUCACUGAAUCUACCGACCCUAACCCUACAGCUUCCCCUCCAGCUUCCACCAGCGACUCAGAGUCCCCGGGCACUGGGGUAUUGGUCGCUCACGGCUCUCUAAUGGCCAUUGCCUUCAUAAUACUGUUCCCCGUUUCAGCCCUCUCUCUACACGUGAUCCCAUACGCGAAAACCGUCACUCGCGUCCAUGCCCCGCUGCAACUCUUCACCCUGUGCGUUGUGGCUGCGGGUCUUGCAAUUGGUGCCCAUCUCGCAGUCACGAAUGACGAGCUUGCGACCUACCACCCUAUCAUCGGGCUCGUCGUGGUGGGCGCCCUUAUCCUCUUCCAACCAGCCCUGGGCCUUUUCCAACACCUGCGCUUCCGGCGGACCCGUGAGAAGACUAGCUAUGCAUACAUCCACCGCUGGCUCGGUAGGAUACUAAUCCUGCUCGGAAUCGUAAACGGCGGGCUGGGUUUUAUGCUAGUUGGAAUCGGUGAGCCAGGGAGCCCCACGAGUGCGGUUGUGAUCUACUCGGUGCUUGCGGGCGUCGUCGUACUGAUCUAUAUAGCCGUUCUUGCUAUUAGACCAGCUGUUGCUGCAAGGAAGGUUUCUCAGUCUGCUGGGAACAAUCCGCAGGAUUGGCCCACAUCUGAAAGGGAAGGCGAUCUACAGCUUCUAAAUAUUCACUAACUAUGAAUUUUCCUCAUUUCUUUCGUGGGAGCGGUUCGACUAAACGUUGUUGUUGAUACUGUACUAUGCGUCUGUGUAGGCCUGACUCUACCGGGUUGUUCUUUUUGCCCUAGAGCGUUUACAUAAGAAAAUCAUUUUUGUUGAUGGUGUUGUUACUGAUGUAUAUUACCUUUUAUGACUACGGCGUAGUGAUUGGAAGAGGCCAAGUAAAAGAUUUGUUCCUAGCUUAUGCUCUCGACUUGAGCUGAGGACACCCAAUCAUAUGCUGGUGGCUGUCCGUUCGGCUCUUGCCUCGUGAACCUAUCAGCGCCUAACCCUUGCUG